CGCUGCAACAAAAAAAACAACUCUUUUGUUUUGAAAACUCGGAAAAGUUUAAUUCAGCUGUUAAUUUUGGUUGAAGUAACUUAGUUGACGUUAGUAUGUAAGUUUAGAUUUGCUAGUGAUUUUGAGAUCACCGACAUGUCCGGAGAAAACAAGGAAUCAAAAACAGAAGCAAAGGCCGCCAUGAAGAACUCCAUGGCGGCGUGUCCCUCGUCUGCAGCGGUUUUCAGCGAAGGCCCCUGUAGACCAACCGUCUUCCGAAGGUUUUACGAGCGCGGGGACAUGCCGAUUCAAAAUGACAGUCGGGGGAGACGGAGGAGCGUGCGCUGGAAGGUGGCGUUAGACGUGCUGGACUACCACCACUUCCUGCCUCUGUUUUUCGAUGGCCUCGCCGAAAGCCUCUCGCCGUACAACUUCAUCGCUGUCCAAGGAAUCCACGAAAUGUUGGACCACGGGGGUCCCAAGAUCCUGCCCGUCGUCCCCCAGCUGAUCGCCCCCAUUAGGAAAGCCUUGGACACGAGGAACAACGACGUGAUGUGCUCCACCAUGAAGGUCCUGCAGCACCUGGUGAAGUCGGCCGACGGAGUGGGAGAGGCCCUGGUGCCGCACUUCAAACACUUCCUGCGGGUUUUCUGCGAGUUCCGGUGCAAGACAUACACCCCCCACGCCACCGUCUACGGCCCGAAGAAACCGUCGCUCGGUGAGCUGGUGGAGGAGACUCUGCAGAUUUUGGAGCAGCGUGGAGGAAAGGACGCAUUCAAAGCCAUCAAGGUCAUAAUCCCCAACUACCAUUCCUGCGUGAGCUGCUGAGGAGGGGAGGGUCACCCUGACCGCCAUCGGCCUGAGCCACCUCGCUACACGACUGAUGCGGUGCCACAUAAA
Molecule: messenger RNA, 879 nt
Organism: Gasterosteus aculeatus aculeatus (three-spined stickleback)
Lineage: Eukaryota; Metazoa; Chordata; Actinopteri; Perciformes; Gasterosteidae
Product: parkin coregulated gene protein
Molecular function (GO): Hsp70 protein binding; Hsp90 protein binding
Source: RefSeq, a predicted model, not a curated record